AUGCUGGCAAAUCUGAUGAGGCCCGUGGUGGGUGCUGCAGAGGCAGACGGCUGUGCUCCUGUGGCUGAUGGCCGUGCUGCAUCCCAUGAUCCUGGGAAUUUGACCCAGUGGGCUACACUGAUGAGGCCUGUUGUGGGCGCUGCUGAGGGUGACGGCUGUGCUGCUGUACCUUAUGGCUGUGCUCCUGUGGCUGAUGGCUGUGCUGCAUCCCACGCGUCUGGGAGCUUAAAGCAGAGGGCUAUACCGAUGAGGACUGUUGUGGGUGCUGCUGGGGAUGAUGGCGCUCCUGUGGCUGAUGGUUUUGCUCCUGUGGCCGAUGGCUUUGCUGCUGUGGCCGGCGGCCCUGCAGCUGUAGAUGAUGGCUUUGCUGCAGCCCAUGAGCCUGGGAAUCUGGACCAGUGGGAUGCGCUGCAGAUGGUUUUUGGGUUGACUCACUCCAAAUCUUGGACAGACAGCUGUACUGCAUCUGGUGCUCCUGGAAUUCCAACCCAGCGGGAUGGGCCGUCACUGUGGCAACGACAGCAGGAGCAGCAGCAGCAGCAGGAGGAGGAGGAGGAGGAGGAGGAGGAGGAGGAGGAGGAGGAGGAGGAGGAGGAGGAGGAGGAGGAGGAGGAGGAGGAGGAGGAGGAGGAGGAGCAGCAGCAGCAGCAGCAGCAGCAGCAGCAGCAGCAGCAGCAGCAGCAGCAGCAGCAGCAGCAGCAGCAGCAGCAGCAGCAGCAGCAGCAGCAGCAGCAGCAGCAGCAGCAGCAGCAGCAGCAGCAGCAGCAGCAACAUCAGCAACAACAGCAGCUGCUUCAGCAGGAACAACCGCCAUCGACACACCAGCAACUGCAACCCGAUCAGCAGCAACAUCAAGGACAGCAGCAUCCAUCGUGGAACUUGACAGCUUUGCUGCUGUCGUUUGCUGAUUCUAUAACAGAGCGCCCUGCCAAAGACCUUCUAGAGACCUUAUCUGCUGCUAUGCCGGCUGCUCUCUCCAGCCCAAGAGUCUCUUCCCCACAAUUUUUCACAGGCAGCCCCUUUAAAAUGUCGAGUCAAGCAGGCAUUGCCUUGCGCCACGCAGCUGAAACGGGGGCUCCUCAUACGCUUGAAACUGGUCCUUCUCGAAGGCUUCAGAAGAGCCCUGCCUCAGCCCUGGGUAUACACCUGUCUGCCUCCCCUCCCUUUGCCCGUGCCAGUGCAAGUAACCGUGCCUCAUGGAUUCAAAAGGGAGAGAAACCUGAGGAGCUUUAUGCCAUGGGUGCAGCUUGGGGUGAGCCUACUCCCUCCGCCUGCAACGGCGUCUGUGCCCGUGCAUCCACCUCUGCCCAUGACUGCACAUGUGCGCAUAGAGAGGGUGAAGCGUCUGCAGAGCUGCAUGCCUUGAGAAGUCGUGUGCUGCCCACCAUCGUGGAGCCACCCACCCUCCUGCCGCCCACCCUCCUGCUGCCCACCAUCAUUGAGCCGCCCACCAUCAUUGAGCCGCCCACCAUCAUUGAGCCGCCCACCAUCAGUGAGCCGCCCACCAUCAUUGAGCCGCCCACCAUCAUUGAGCUGCCCACCACCUUUGUGCGAUCAGCCGCACAGCCCUGCGAGCACCAUUUUCAAGCCCCUGCAGCACCAAUUCCAAGCCCUGCAGCACCUGUUACAACCCCUGCAGCACCAGUCACAACCCCUGCAGCACCAGUUACAAGCCCUGGAGCACCAGUUUCAAGCCCUGUAGCACAAGUCACACAGAGAUUGAUGUAA
Molecule: messenger RNA, 1728 nt
Organism: Closterium sp. Yama58-4
Lineage: Eukaryota; Viridiplantae; Streptophyta; Zygnematophyceae; Desmidiales; Closteriaceae
Source: the annotation of a GenBank genome assembly